CCCCGGCUGCCCACAAGUGACAUGGCGGCACCCCCCGCCCUCGCCGUCAGCGGGGCCGGUGGCGGCGCUCCCCCGGUCCUUCCGGCGGAGCCCUCAACAAAGAUGGUGCUCCCCGCACCGGCUCCGCGGCCGCCGGGGCGCCGCGUGUAGUGCCCCGUUCUGCUCCGUUGCCAAAUGGAUGCCAGAGACAAGCAACUUUUGCGCUCCCUGCGCCUGGAGCUCUGCACGGAGGUGCUGGUGGAUGGACUAGUUAUUCAGUAUCUCUAUCAAGAAGGCAUUCUCACCGACAGUCAUGUUCAAGAAAUAAAAUCCCAAACCACCAGCCAAAGGAAAACCAUGAUGCUCCUUGAUAUUCUUCCUACUAGAGGACCCAAGGCUUUUGAUGCAUUCCUGGAUUCCUUACAGGAGUUCCCAUGGGUUAAAGACAAGUUGAAGGUGAAGCGUAAGGAAAUGACGGUACAAGAUCCUGCAGAUUCAACCGCAAUUGCCCCACGUAUUCUGAAGAGUUCACCCACAGAUCAGCAGAUGAACAAGCUUGCGAGGAAGCUGGGACCUGAAUGGGAGCAUAUUGUUCUGUGCUUGGGUUUGUCCCAUACUGACAUCUAUCGAUGUAAAGUCAAUCACCCUCACAACGUUCAGUCACAGAUAGUAGCUGCGUUUGUCCUGUGGAGACAGCGUUUUGGGAAGAGUGCAACAAUCCAAAGUCUGCAAGCCAGCCUGAUGGCAGCAGAGGUGGAUCCUUCUGUGAUGCAGUACAUGCUUGAGUAAAGCCUUGCUUUGGAAGCUUUCAAGUUCUUUGCUAAACUGAGUACAUCACUGAGAUGAAUUGAAGAUCUGGUGCAUCAGACUGGCAAAAUUGGGCUUGAGAACUGUGAUUUUAUUAAGAUUCCACAUUUCGGUUUUCUGUGGCACCUUGUGACUUCUAAUUCUUUUCAUGCCAGAUUUCUUUUUAGCAGGCAUUGAAAAAUGGAUCGCUCUUUCCUCUUUCUUUGCUCUUGUACUAUUCCAGUGGGGAUAUAGGGUGACGCUUAAACUCCUUGCAUGCAGGAGGCCCUUCAGCAAGGUUUCCCUUUUCACUGUGGGAGCAACACUUGAUUUAACCUGUUUUCUGGACUGUGGACUAAGAGCCGUUUUUACUGCUGAUCCAUGCUAGUUCCCUGAUAUCCCAGUAAGAAAUGAGAAUAAUCACUGUUACUAAUGCAGCGAUUAUACAGCAGUUACUGCAGGUGGCCCGUUUCACAUUUGUCAGAGCCUUCGCGCAUAGCAUUUCUUAUUUGGGUAGAUGGCUGCCACCUUACUCUACCUUUCAAACUGAAAUGAGAUGACUUCUAAGUUUCCCAUCUUUGUCUCAGCUAGUAAACUGGUGUCUGCUCAGUCUUUGUACUACAGCAUGUGUGCAAAGGCAACAGAAACGGCCAGCUGCUCUUAAAGACCUGAUGGAAAGAGGCUAAAUACAUGUUAAUUCUUUAUGGGCACUUUACUGUACUGUAAAUGAGGAACAAUGUUUGAGUGCAGGGUUUCCAGGUCUAUUUAUGAGCAAGUUCUGGUCGACCAUUUCAUCUAUACAGAGUCAUUGCCAAAUAACUUCCCAUCCUACAGGAUCUGCUCCAUAUAAUUUAACAGCUUAACAGGCUUGUCAGAAUUCUUUACUAGGGAAAGAAUGAGCUUUAUUGCCUUUUUCUUUCUUUUUUAAUUCUUCCUUUACUCUGAUUUUUGAAGCCAUUUCCCAAAGAUGGGUAAUUAGGAAAAACAAAGACAUUUUCAGGAAACAUUGUCUGCCUUGCUUUUCAGAAGCAUGAAAAGAGAAAAUGUGUCCUGCAGGUCCUGAAGUGAUCUGGUGGAAGUCUUCUGCUUACAGUUUUCACCUUCUGUAAAUCAUGAUCCUGUUAUACCUCACUCAGAUCUUAAUUAAUCAUAUCCUAUUACAGCUAUUUACAGAGUCUAAGUCUAUCAACAAGUCCCAAAUAAACAGUUUAAAUCAA
This is a messenger RNA of Coturnix japonica (Japanese quail), 1982 nucleotides long. It is a transcript of the gene CRADD, whose product is annotated as CARD and death domain containing adaptor protein. NCBI's taxonomy places the organism in Eukaryota, Metazoa, Chordata, Aves, Galliformes, Phasianidae. Gene Ontology annotation, cellular component: cytoplasm. The record is from RefSeq and is a predicted model, not a curated record. Gene Ontology annotation, biological process: cellular response to mechanical stimulus; positive regulation of apoptotic signaling pathway. Gene Ontology annotation, molecular function: protease binding; death domain binding.